AUGCGCACCAAGAUUGACAAUCGAAUACGGGUACUAAUCGAGAAUGGUGUUGCAAAGGGUCACCGAAGCAUGUUUGCCAUAGUUGGUGACAAAGGACGAGAUCAGAUUCCUGUUCUCCACCAUAUUCUAUCGAAAGCAACUGUGGCUGCUAGGCCGACGGUAUUGUGGUGCUACAAGAAAGAACUUGGAUACAGUUCUAAUAAGAAGAAGCGAAUACGUCAAAUUCACCUGAAAUCGUCCGUCAGCACAAUUUCGGAAGGUGAUCCAUUCGAAGUUUUCAUAUCAAUGACGAAAAUCCGCUAUUGCUAUUAUAAUGAAACUCAGAAUAUAUUGGGAAACACUUACGGGAUGCUUGUAUUACAGGACUUUGAAGCACUUACACCUAAUCUUUUGGCUCGAACUAUCGAAACCAUCGAGGGUGGAGGCAUUGUAGUGUUACUGAUGAAAACAGUGAAUUCAUUACGGCAACUCUACACGAUAGCAAUGGACGUGCAUAACAGGUACCGUACCGAAUCUCACACUGAAAUUGUUGCCCGAUUCAAUGAGCGAUUCAUUCUCUCGUUAGCUAGUUGUAAAGAUAUAGCCGUCGUCGACGAUCAACUCAAUAUUCUCCCGAUAUCUAGUCAUAUUACGACACUAGAACCAGUACAACCGUCUUCGAAGAAUGCUGUCUCUCCAUCAGAAGCAGAGCUCAAAACCUUGAAAGAUACCAUGAAGGACACAAAGCCUAUUGGUCCGCUACUCAAUAAAUGCCGAACAGCAUGUCAAGGAAAGGCUUUACUCAGGUUACUCGACGUGAUAACUGAUAAGGAUUUAAAUGUAACCUGCUCGAUUACAGCCGCAAGAGGUCGAGGAAAAUCCGCUUCUCUAGGCUUGGCACUGGCUGGAGCUGUCGCUUUCGGCUAUUCAAACAUUUUUGUUACAUCGCCAUCACCUGAGAAUCUUCGAACACUAUUCGAAUUUGUUAUGAAAGGAUUCGAUACCAUGGGGUACCAGGAACACAUUGAUUACGAACUUAUCCAAUCUACGAAUCCAGAAUUUCAAAAGGCGCUUGUGCGAGUUAACGUUUUCAGAGAACAUAGACAAACUAUUCAGUAUAUUCAUCCUUCUGAUGCUGCAAAACUGGGUCAAGCUGAACUCCUAGUUGUGGAUGAGGCUGCUGCGAUACCACUGCCAUUAGUAAAAGAGUUGAUUUUCGGUCCUUAUAUCGUGUUUCUUGCCUCAACGAUUAACGGGUAUGAAGGAACAGGACGAAGCUUGUCUUUGAAGUUGCUCCAACAACUUCGUCAACAAGCGGCAGGAAGCAUCAAGGGAGAGAAAUUAGCUUCAAGCAAAGGUCGCAAACUGCAUGAGCUCACGAUGGAAGAAAGCAUACGAUAUAAACCAGGUGAUGAGAUAGAACAAUGGUUAAAUCGUGUGCUCUGUCUGAAUGCUGGCAACAUUAAUACGCGUCUUUCUUGUGGCACUCCACCACCAAGCGAAUGCGAAUUGUACAUUGUCAAUCGUGAUGCCCUGUUCUCAUUCCAUAAAGCCUCUGAAGCGUUUUUACAACAGAUCAUGGCGAUCUAUGUAGCUGCUCAUUAUAAAAAUUCACCAAAUGAUUUACAGAUGCUCAGUGAUGCUCCAGCUCAUCACUUGUUCGUUUUAAUGUCACCAGUGAAGGAGGAUCAGUCAUCUUUACCAGAGGUACUUGCACUGGCACAAGUUUGUCUCGAAGGCAAUUUGUCAAAGGAGUCUGUAUCCGGUGCAAUGAACAAAGGAAAGAGAGCAGCUGGGGAUUUGCUCCCGUGGACGAUCUCUCAACAGUUUUUGGACCACGACUUUCCAACGCUCUGUGGUGGACGAAUCGUACGAAUCGCGGUGCAUCCCGAUUUCCAGUCGAUGGGUUAUGGUACUCGUACACUUGAACUCUUGGAAGAGUACUAUCUCGGUCAUGUACCAUCUAUUGACGAAGGUGUCAAGGAAUCUGUAAAAACUGUAAAGGACGGGCAUACAGUAGCUUUGUUAGAGGAGCAAAUAGCACCUAGAGCUGAUCUUCCACCUCUCCUCAUGCGGCUCACUGAGAGGAAAGCGGAACGUUUGGAUUACUUAGGUGUAUCAUUUGGACUGACAUUGAAUUUGUUGAAAUUUUGGAAAAAGAGCGGCUUCGUACCUGUUUAUCUUCGUCAGACACCUAGUCCACUUACUGGGGAGUAUACGUGUGCUAUGCUGAAAAGGAUGAAUGAUGAAUCUGAAUCGUCCGAUUCUUGGCUUGCUGCGUACUUCCGUGAAUUCCGUACACGGCUGCUGUCCUUGCUGUCAUUCGAAUUCAGGAAAUUACCAAUAAACCUUGGUUUGUCACUUUUGCAAGUGAGGAAUAAGGAAGUGACGGAAGCUCUGCGUAAUAGCAGGAAGACGAUCACUCGUGAUCAGUUGGCUAUGUUCCUUUCAAAUGUUGAUCUCAAACGGCUAUCAGAGUAUUCGAGGAAUUUGGUUGAUCAUCAAAUGAUUACUGAUCUGCUUCCUACUGUAUCUAGAUUGUAUUUCGGAGAUCAGUUGAGGGAAAAUGUCAAACUCUCGACUGUACAAGCCGCUGUAUUGCUCGGGUUUGGCCUGCAACACAAGAAUGCAGAAAAUGUCCAGGAAGAAUUGGAUAUUCCCCAAAGUCAGGUUUAUGCUCUUCAAUCGAAAACCAUAAGGAAAUUAUCGGACGAGUUUGAUACGAUGUGUAUGGAUUCUAUUCGUGAGCUUAUUCCUGACAAGACACGUGAUGUGGACAAGGAAGAGCAGUCGGCUGCUGUUUCACACUUGAAACCCUUGGCUGAAAGUCUCGAGGACGAGUUGAACAAGGCAGCUGAGGAGAUAAGAGAGCGUCAGAUGCGUGACAAGAAGGCAUUACUAGAAGAAACUGAAGAUCUUUCACAGUAUGAAAUCAAUGUGGAUACGAAAACUCUGGCAAAGGCUAGUGAUAUCAAGAUGAUUUACAGUCGCCCGUUAAGCGCUUCAAAACGACAGCAAAACGAUGACGAUGGCUCGAUAAGGAAGAAGAAGAAAAAGUUACUGAAGAAAAAGCAAAUAUAG
This is a messenger RNA of Haemonchus placei, 3060 nucleotides long. Lineage: Eukaryota; Metazoa; Nematoda; Chromadorea; Rhabditida; Trichostrongylidae. The record is from the annotation of a GenBank genome assembly.